Molecule: messenger RNA, 2152 nt
Organism: Cladophialophora immunda
Lineage: Eukaryota; Fungi; Ascomycota; Eurotiomycetes; Chaetothyriales; Herpotrichiellaceae
Exons: 3
Coding region: 198-1922 (574 amino acids)
Source: RefSeq, a predicted model, not a curated record
GUGUCUUACAACCAUGCGUCAGCAUUGUAAAUCCUGGAUGCGCCAUCAAUGAGAAUAUGACACUCUGAGCUUAUCCUGGUAAAUACAAGACCUACUUAGCCAGAAUUGCGGAAUUCCGCAGUCACACCGUCACCCAUUGACAAAGAAAUCUACACCAUCCACUCAUUGUCCCAGCUUAACAUUGAUGCAGAUAGACAAUGUACGACUUAGUGAUCAUUGGAGCCGGCAUCCAUGGGCUUAUCAUGGCCAAAACAUAUUUGGAUGUGUAUCCAGCUGCUCGAUUGUUGAUGCUGGACUCGGCUGAAUCAAUUGGAGGAACGUGGUCGGCCAAUCGACAGUACCCAGGCCUUCACUCGAACAACCUUGUAGGCUCUUACGAAUAUUCGGAUUUCCCGCUCGAUCGAGCUACGUUAGGAAUCAGCGCUGGAGAGCACAUACCAGGUCCGAAGCUGCACCAAUACCUUCAGGCAUUUGCAGCUGAAUUUGAUCUGACUCGGCGGACGAAGCUCAACUCCAAGGUUGAGGUUGUUGAGCGUCUAUCUCCAAACGAAUGGAGAAUCAGCUACCGAGAUAUUUCCAACUCCGUCGUGAGUGUGACUACGAACAAGCUCGUCAUUGCUACCGGGCUGACAAACAAUCCAUUUGUUCCUCAAUUUCGCGGUCAGGACAAUUUUGAGGCUCCCGUCUUCCACGUCAGGGAUCUCAAGGGUCGUGUAGAAGGGCUGGUGAAGUCGGCGAGGAAUAUCAUUCUCCUCGGAGGCUCCAAGUCUUCGUACGACGUGGCAUACACCUUUGCCUCGCAAGGGGUCACGGUCGACUGGAUUAUUCGUGAGUCUGGCCACGGCGCCAAUUGGAUGUCACCACCCCUUGUUACACCUUUUCAAAAGAGACUUGAAGGCUUGGUGGGCGUGAGGUUUCUCACCUGGUUCAGCCCGUGCAUCUGGGGUGCCCAAGACGGCUUCGCCUGGGUUCGCAAGAUGCUGCACGGUACCUGGAUCGGAAGAUUCUUCGUCGACAGGUUCUGGGACGUUCUAACGGGCGAUCUGGAUGAGCGGACCGGAUAUAACAAGCAUCCCGAGACCGCAAAGCUGAGGCCAAAGCUGCCCACUUUUUGGCAUGCCUCGUCGGUGUCAAUCUUGAACUAUCCCACUGAUAUUUUCGAGUAUGUCCGCAACGGCACCAUCAAGGUUCAUGUUGCCGACAUCGAUCAUCUCUCCAAAGGAACCGCCCAUCUGAGCAACGGCACAACAGUCAGUGGCGACGCUUUGAUCUGCUCGACAGGCUGGCACCAUCGACCAUCCAUGAAAUUCCUACCUGAAGGUAUAGACGCAGAGCUAGGGAUUCCGCAUGAUUCUACUGAACCAGAAACCAGCCUCGUCAGUCGCGCUGAUGAGGAGAUUCUGGGUCGCUUUCCACGACUUAAAGACCAACCAGAUGUAUACCAGAACUACCAGCCUCUGCAGCCAGCAAAGGAUGAAGCCGUUGUCAAUCAACGUCCUUUCCGGCUGUAUCGCUUUAUGGUGCCACCCACAAGCAUCAAUACUCCAUCCAUCGCUUUCCUAGGUAUUCUUCUGACGAUUCACACCGUCCCAGUCGCACAAGCCCAAGCUCUCUGGCUCACUGCUUAUCUAAACAACCAACUCUCCGCUCAACGACUCAACCCCACGAAAAGUUUCGACCCCGAUGCUGUGGCCUACGAAACAAUCUUGCAGACACAGUUCGGCAAAUGGCGGUACCCGGGCGCGUUCGGGAAGCAAUUCCCAGACUUUGUAUUCGAUGCGGUGCCGUACAUGGACAUGUUGCUGAGGGAUCUAGGAUUGAGGUUCAGGAGGAAGAAGACCUGGUGGGCGGAGAUCUGGUAUCCAUAUGGCCCAGAGGACUACAAGGGUUUGGUGGAUGAGUGGCGGAUUCAGCAAGCGUAGGCGAAAGCGUUAGACACAAGAAUGUCGCCGAGAACGAUGGGAGCAUGCAAUGAGAGUGCUUAGUCCAGCAAACGGGCAUCAAGCUGUCUAUUGUUCCUGGCUCUAGUGACCAUGCUGAUGGAUCACUUUGCAGAGCACCCUCUGAAACGAGAUAUUGUCGACGGGCAAGGCGAGGCCACCGAGACUAUAACCAGGCCGCAUUCUAAUUCAUCUUGGGCUGGCGCUUAGAG